Molecule: messenger RNA, 1260 nt
Organism: Prorocentrum cordatum
Lineage: Eukaryota; Dinophyceae; Prorocentrales; Prorocentraceae
Source: the annotation of a GenBank genome assembly
AUGGCCCCGUGGCAGGGCCUGAGGCGGGCCCUGAGCCACGCGCGGCCGGAGGAGUGGAGCCGCGGCGCCGUCGGGGAGCCCUCGCAGCGGGGACGGAAGGCCCACCUGGGGCUCGAGGCGUGGCGCAGUGGCGCGCCGGAGGAGGCCGAGCCCUGGGGCUUAGCCCAGGCGCGGGGGGAGCCGCCGGUGCGCGGGCCGCCAGGCAACCGCACCGGCGGCAGCGCGAGUCCGAGGGGAGGCGCGCCGCUGCCCGCCUCGGGGGGGCCAGUGCUGGACCUGCUCGGGAGGCGCCGCGGCAAGGAGCGCGCCGCGCUGCCCCGGGUGGCGUCGACGCCGCAGCAGCCCGCCGCGCCCAGCCUCGCUGGCAGCCCGCAGAGCACGUGCUCGUGGCCCCUGUCCACGUGGUCCCAGGGCUCGACGCGCCGAGGGGCUGCCCGAGAGGAGGCGGAGGACUGUGCCGCGGGUCCGUUCGGCCGCCAGGUGUCUGCUGCGACCAGCACUGCUGCCAGCUCGAAGGAGGCUUGCGAGGAGCCCCCCCUCGCUGGGCCGCUGGCGCAGGCGCCGGCGCGGGGCGCCCACCCCGGCGCAGCCCCAGACCCACAGGCGCAGGCGGUGAAGGAGAUCUGCCGGCUCCGGCGGGAGACCAUGAUCCCGCUGGAGACCAUGCAGGCCGCGAUGAGGCUGUUCCGGGAGCACGCGACGGUCCCUGCAGACGGCGUGCUCUUCACUGACGGGUUCCUGCCGAGAGAGAGCCUCGAGGGCGUCAUGAAGCAGCUGGCGGGUUCUGACAGUGCCUUCAGCCGCCUGGCGGGCAGGGACAAGGGUGGUUGCGUCAACUUUCGGGAGUUUGCAAUCUGGUUCUCGAGCCACAGUUUCGAUGAACCCGUGGUGCUGGAUGCCAGUAAGCUGGAGCUUCGCCAGCUGUCCCGGGAGCUCAACAUGUCUGCGUCCGAGGUCGAGACGUACAAGAGGCACUUUGACUCAUUCGACACCGACGGGAACGGCAGGAUCGACAGGCAUGAGUUCUACGAGAUGAUAGUGAAGUGCCUCAAGGUCCCUAAGCACAUCGGUCUUCCUGCUGGCCGAUUGCAGCAGUUAUGGGCCGCUGCCGAUUCGGACGGCAGCGGGGUUAUCAAUUUCGCUGAGUUCGCCGUCUUUUUUUCCAAGUACUUCCCAGACGCUGGGUCCUGCGGCAUGAGCCAGUACUAUUCCCAAAAUGGCUUGCUGAACCGCCUUCAUGGGCCGCGCAAUGCCUGGUGA